Molecule: messenger RNA, 633 nt
Organism: Electrophorus electricus (electric eel)
Lineage: Eukaryota; Metazoa; Chordata; Actinopteri; Gymnotiformes; Gymnotidae
Product: claudin-4-like
Cellular component (GO): membrane; bicellular tight junction
Molecular function (GO): structural molecule activity
Source: RefSeq, a predicted model, not a curated record
AUGGUGUCUAACGGGCGUCAAAUGCUGGGCCUCAUUUUGGCAUUGGCUGGGUUUGUGGGGACAAUUCUUAUGUGUAGUUUGCCAGCCUGGAGAGUGUCAGCUUUCAUUGGGGCCAACCUUGUGACUUUCCAAAUUUAUUGGGAAGGCUUAUGGAUGAACUGUGUAGUGGACAGCACAGGGGAGAUGCAGUGUUUGCCCUAUGACUCUCCCCUUGCUCUUGAUCAGGAUCUACAGGCAGCUCGUGCCAUGGUGAUCAUCGCCAUUAUUGCUGGAAUCUCUGGAAUUAUGCUAUCUUUUGUAGGUGGGAAGUGCACCCACUUUGUUCCAAAUGAGGAAUCUAAGGCUAAAAUUGCCAUUGCUGGUGGAAUCAUGUUUAUCAUUUCAGGACUUCUUGUCCUUAUUCCAGUUUGCUGGAUUACAACUAGUAUCAUCAGGGACUUUUACAACCCUGCCCUCGUGGAUGCCCAGAGGAGGGAACUGGGCUCUUCCCUCUACAUUGGCUGGGCAUGUGCUGGCCUGCUCUUUCUGGGUGGAAGUCUCCUCUGUAGCUCAUGUCCACCAAAGGAUGAUUCUCCCUAUCGUGUAACAUAUUCACAGGCCAAAUCUGUUGACAGCAGCAAAGUUUACGUGUAA